This is a messenger RNA of Prunus armeniaca (apricot), 1005 nucleotides long. NCBI's taxonomy places the organism in Eukaryota, Viridiplantae, Streptophyta, Magnoliopsida, Rosales, Rosaceae. The record is from the annotation of a GenBank genome assembly.
AUGGGGGCAGCUGAUAAGGCGGCAUUGGAGAAUCCGAAAGACAGUUGUGAAGCAGAGGAAGUGGGUGGUGCGAACGAGAAGCUUGGAGCGGUUGAAGCCGUUGCUGAUGGAGUAACAGUGGUGGGUGUGGAGAUUGUUGGUGGCUUUGAAAGAGGUGAGGCUGUUGGGAACGAGAAGCCUGAAGAGGAACUCGAGAAGCUUGGGAAUGAGGGUGUGGUUGACGCUGAAGACGACGAAGCAGAGCUGAACGAGGGUGUUGAAGAAACUGUGGAAGAUGAGCCAAACAGGGAAGAGGGCGCGCUGUGUGUGAAGGAAGAUGAGCUAAACAGAGAUGAAGCAGAAGCGGAAGCGGAGCCAAUCAGGGGUGAACUGGCUGCCGAUACAGUUGCCCCGAACAAGGACGAAGAGGUGGACGACGGUGCUCCGAAUAAAGUAGAAGCGGAAGCGGAAGCGGAGCCAAUCAGGGGUGAACUGGCUGCCGAUACAGUUGCUCCGAACAAGGACGAAGAGGUGGACGACGGUGCUCCGAAUAAAGUAGAAGCGGAAGCGGAAGCAGGCGCCGAUGCGGAUGAGCCAAACAGGGGUUGGGAUGGAGAUGAACCAAACAGCGGAGUUGAAGCCGAGGAGCCAAACAUGGAUGAUGGAGCCGAGGUUGCUGCUGAGGACCCGAAUCCAAAAGAAGGGGCGGCAGCAGAGGAGGCUGCGGUGGCGGUGGAGGCUCCGAAUCCGAAUCCGAAAGAAGGGGCCGGGCCGGAGCUAGGGUUAGAGGACCCAAAAGCGGGGGCGGGGGCGGGAGCGGAGGGGGAGGCGGUGGUGUUAAUGGAUAAGGGGAAGGGAGAUGAGGAGGAGGAAGGGUUUGAGGAAGUGGAGGCACUGAAGGAGGUUCCGAAUGAGAACCCGGAGGUGGAGGUGGCGGCUUGUGCGGCAGUGGAUCCGAAUGGGGAAGGGAGGACCCGAGUAAGAACCCGGUUGAGGUGGCGGGGGAAGAGGCAGGAGGGUUGGUGA